Molecule: messenger RNA, 2895 nt
Organism: Cyclopterus lumpus (lumpfish)
Lineage: Eukaryota; Metazoa; Chordata; Actinopteri; Perciformes; Cyclopteridae
Gene: trpc4a
Product: transient receptor potential cation channel, subfamily C, member 4a
Exons: 14
Coding region: 1-2895 (964 amino acids)
Biological process (GO): calcium ion transmembrane transport; regulation of cytosolic calcium ion concentration; manganese ion transport
Cellular component (GO): cation channel complex; membrane
Molecular function (GO): protein binding; store-operated calcium channel activity; inositol 1,4,5 trisphosphate binding
Source: RefSeq, a predicted model, not a curated record
AUGUCCCAGCUGUACUACCGGCGGACUGACAGCUCCUCGUACCGGGACCGCAUCCCGCUGAGGAUUGUGAGGUCUGAGUCGGAGCUGUCACCUUUGGAGAAAGCCUACCUUGGAGCUGUGGAGAAGGGAGACUAUGCUAGUGUCAAACAGGCUCUGGAGGAGGCCGAGAUCUAUUUCAAAAUCAACAUCAACUGCAUCGACCCCCUCGGCCGCACGGCUCUGCUUAUUGCCAUUGAGAACGAGAACCUGGAAAUUAUCGAACUCCUGCUGAGCUUUAGCGUCUACGUCGGCGAUGCCCUGCUGCACGCGAUCCGAAAGGAAGUGGUGGGAGCUGUGGAGCUGCUGCUAAAUCACAAGAAGCCUAGUGGUGGCAUGCAGGUUCCUCCUAUCUUAUUGGACAAGCAGUUCUCUGACUUCACCCCUGACAUCACUCCCGUCAUCCUCGCUGCGCACACCAACAACUAUGAAAUUAUCAAGCUUCUGGUGCAGAAAGGUGUAUCUAUGCCGCAGCCUCAUGAGGUGCGCUGUAACUGUGUGGAGUGCGUGUCCAGUUCAGACGUGGACAGCCUGCGGCACUCGCGUUCCCGCCUCAAUAUCUACAAAGCGCUGUCAAGUCCCUCGCUAAUUGCGCUCUCCAGCGAGGACCCCUUCCUCACUGCGUUCAGGCUCAGCUGGGAGCUGCAGGAGCUGAGCAAGGUGGAGAAUGAGUUCAAAUCCGAGUAUGAGGAGCUGUCUCAGCAAUGUAAACAGUUUGCCAAGGACCUGUUGGACCAGACCAGAAGCUCCAGAGAGCUGGAGAUGGUCCUCAACUACAAAGAUGACAUCAACUUAUUGGAUGAAGAGGGCAACAAUGACCUGGCAAGACUCAAACUAGCUAUCAAGUACUACCAAAAAGAGUUUGUAGCUCAGCCAAACUGCCAGCAGCUUUUGGCGUCCCGGUGGUACGAUGAGUUCCCCGGCUGGAGGCGACGCCACUGGGCCGGGAAGUUUUUCACCUGCGUCUUCAUCGGCCUCCUCUACCCUGUGUUUGCUCUCUGGUACCUCAUCGCUCCUAAGAGUCGCCACGGCCUCUUCAUCCGCAAGCCCUUCAUCAAGUUCAUCUGCCACACUGCAUCCUACCUGACCUUCCUGUUCCUGCUGCUCCUCGCCUCCCAGCACAUUGUCACCACAGAGCAGGACAGGCAGGACAGACAGGGCCCUGCACCAACCACUGUGGAGUGGAUGAUCCUCCCCUGGGUGCUGGGAUUUAUCUGGGCAGAGAUCAAACAAAUGUGGGAUGGUGGUUUCCAAGACUACGUCCAUGACUGGUGGAACCUGAUGGACUUUGUCAUGAACUCUCUUUACCUGGCCACCAUCUCCCUAAAGAUUGUAGCCUACACAAAGUACAGUGGUAGUAAACCGAGGAACCAGUGGGAGAUGUGGCACCCAACACUAGUGGCAGAGGCAGUGUUCGCCAUAGCAAACAUUUUCAGUUCCCUGCGCCUCAUCUCGCUGUUCACAGCCAACUCUCAUCUGGGGCCACUGCAGAUCUCACUGGGGCGAAUGCUGCUGGACAUCCUGAAGUUCCUCUUCAUCUACUGUCUGGUCCUACUUGCAUUUGCUAACGGGCUGAACCAGCUGUACUUUUACUACGAGACCAAGGCUUCAGAUGAGAAGGGGAAAUGCAAAGGCAUCCGCUGUGUGGAGCAGAAUAACGCUUUCUCCACGUUAUUUGAGACACUGCAGUCUCUCUUCUGGUCAAUCUUUGGUCUGAUCAGCCUCUAUGUGACCAACGUGGAUGCUGACCAUCAGUUCACUGAGUUUGUCGGCGCCACCAUGUUCGGCACCUACAACAUCAUCUCACUGGUGGUGCUCCUGAACAUGCUCAUAGCCAUGAUGAACAACUCCUACCAGCACAUUGCUGAUCAUGCAGACAUUGAGUGGAAGUUUGCCAGGACAAAGCUGUGGAUGAGUUACUUUGAAGAAGGGGCCACUCUGCCAGCCCCGUUCAACAUCAUCCCCAGCCCCAAAUCAUUCUGGUACCUCAUAUGCUGGAUCAAGAGACAAGUGUGCAAGAGGACAAGAGCCAAGCGCCCUGAGACCUUUGGAAGUCUCGGAAGGCGAGCAGCAGAGAACCUGAGGAUAAACCAUCAGUACCAGGAGGUGCUGAGGAACUUGGUGAAACGUUAUGUGGCCGCCAUGAUUCGAGAUGCUAAGACAGAAGAAGGCCUGACCGAGGAGAACUUCAAGGAGCUGAAACAAGAUAUCUCCAGUUUUCGUUAUGAGGUGAUGGGCAUGGUGAAGACAGGCAAGCCCGCUCUUCAGGGGGCAAAGGCCAGUGGGAGCUCAGUGGAGUCCAGUCUGGCGUACCCCAACUCCUCGCUGAAGGUUUCUCCCUCCCCCCAGAGCAGCCAGGCCAAAAGCAAACUCAACCGUUUCAAGCUCAUUGCAUCCAUCCUCAAGCAGGGUAGUUCGACAGCUUCACCCAGGCCGCCUGAAAGCUCCAACGGUCUACUUAUCGGACUCGGGGUCUCUGACGAGAGCUCCAGCAAAAGCCAGAGGGUAAAUUCCCCCAAAGAUAACGCUGACGUUGGCUUGUUCCAGAAACGCCACUGGAGUGGAAAUGAAGCCACAUUAGGUGCAGGAGAGAUUUCCAGAGACAUGUACUCUUUGUCAGAGGAGGCAGGGGAAACAGACGCAGAGCAGCAGGACAAAGAGCAUCAGGCAAGAGGUAAGGAUGAACAAGAGCUCCUGCAGACAGAAAAGAAGGAUGAAAAUAAUGAUGUAUCAAAGAGCAACAAUAGCUCGGAUGAAGGAAGGAAAAAAGAAACCGAGGAAAAGGAUAAAGAGAGUUUAUCCUGCAGUGACUCAGCAGCUGGUGGAUGUUUGUCAGUGUCGUCCAGAGAAGAAGCAUAA